Messenger RNA from Fraxinus pennsylvanica, 1083 nucleotides. The record is from the annotation of a GenBank genome assembly. Lineage: Eukaryota; Viridiplantae; Streptophyta; Magnoliopsida; Lamiales; Oleaceae.
AUGGCCUUGCCAGUUUCUGCAAUUGGAUUUGAAGGUUACGAAAAGAGGCUCGAGAUUUCUUUUUACGAACCUGGAAUAUUUUCUGACCCUGGAGGUCGUGGCCUCCGAUCUUUGGCCAAAUCUCAAUUGGACGAAAUUCUAGACCCAGCUCAAUGCACGAUUGUGUCUUCGUUGUCUAAUGAUGAAGUCGAUUCAUAUGUCCUAUCAGAGUCUAGUCUCUUUGUGUACCCAUACAAGAUAAUAAUUAAAACUUGUGGUACUACAAAACUGCUACUUUCAAUCCCACCCAUCCUCAAGCUUGCGGAUAUUCUCAGACUCACUGUGAAUUCUGUUAGAUACACCCGUGGAAGUUUCAUAUUUCCCGGGGCUCAGCCAUUUCCACAUCGUAGCUUUUCUGAAGAAGUAGCUGCUUUAGACGUCUAUUUUGGCAAACAUGGGCUGAGCAGCAAGGCCUAUGUGAUGGGUGGUGCUGAUAAAGAUCAGAAAUGGCAUGUCUACUGUGCAUCAGCUACCCCGACCGAUGAUCUGGGUCCGGUGUACACCCUAGAAAUGUGCAUGACCAAUUUGAACCAGAAGAAGGCCUCUGUAUUUUACAAGACUCAAUCAAGCUCUGCAGCUGUCAUGACUGAAGCUUCCGGCAUCAGGAAAAUUCUCCCGGAUUCUGAGAUAUGUGAUUUUGAUUUUGAUCCCUGUGGGUACUCCAUGAAUGCUGUUGAAGGUGCUGCAAUCUCUACAAUUCAUGUGACUCCAGAGGAUGGCUUCAGUUAUGCAAGUUUUGAAGCAGUUGGAUACGAUUUCAAAGUGGUUGAUUUGUCCCUCCUGCUCGAGAGGGUACUGGCUUGCUUCCAACCGGCCAAGUUUUCUGUAGCUUUGCAUUCUUAUUUUGCUGGGAAGGACCUUGAUCUGGACUUUGCACUUAAUUUAAAUGGAUAUGUUUGUGGAGAAAGGAGCUUUGAAGUUGUCGGUCUUGGAGGAUCUGUUAACUACAGCAGCUAUACCAGUGCUGAAAACUGCGGUUCUCCAAGGUCAAUUCUGCAAUUCGUUUGGGACGAGAACCAGGACAAGAAAGUCGAGAAGAAAUAA